Molecule: messenger RNA, 2410 nt
Organism: Tigriopus californicus
Lineage: Eukaryota; Metazoa; Arthropoda; Copepoda; Harpacticoida; Harpacticidae
Product: F-box/WD repeat-containing protein 5-like
Exons: 2
Coding region: 14-1975 (653 amino acids)
Biological process (GO): protein ubiquitination
Cellular component (GO): Cul4-RING E3 ubiquitin ligase complex; SCF ubiquitin ligase complex
Molecular function (GO): protein binding
Source: RefSeq, a predicted model, not a curated record
CAUUUCUUGUGCAAUGUGGAACACUCUUAAUGAGUAUCUUCUUUUAAUGAUAUUGGACAGAUUGUCCUUAGCAGACUUGUUCCAGGCAUGUUUAACUUGCAAAUGGUGGUAUUGGGUGUUCAAACAAGACAUUGUGUGGCGCCGAAGACUUCAUCAAGAUUAUAAAAUUAAUACUAAUGUUGGUCUGCCUCCUGGAAUCAAAUCCUGGCGAUCCUUGUACAAAAAGUGGUUUUGGCAGACUCCCAUUUUGCUGGAUGAAGACCUUGAAAUAUGUGACCAUAGUGAGGAGAUCACCCACGUGUGUUUUUCCCCUGAAGGUGACAUGUUUGCAACUGUGGGCUUCGACCUUCAACUCUUUGUGUACAAGACCAGUAACCCUCUUGAGUCCAUUUUCGAGGUCGAUUUCAGCGUUUUUCAAUGGACAUGCGCCCAAAAAUGUGAGUUUAAUGGUAAUGGACGGAUGUUAAUGGUCUCGGGUGCCAAGGCCACUGACCUAUUGAGUCGAACUUUUGGCGAGAUGGUCGUUUUCAGUGUCAAGGAAGAGUUCGAGAUCUGUGCCAGGAUUACGAACAAACCCAGUGACGUGGUUGGGUGUUGGUACAAUGACAAAUAUGUCAUAUCUGCCGACUUCAAGUGGUUGUCCAACUCGCACCGUGUCUCCACAAGCUUGCUCUGGCUGAACAAGAUCACGCCAUUGUGGUCAGAGAGUGCCCACGAUUAUACGCUUUCAUGCAUGAGAAGUCUCUUCAAGUUCUACAAUCCUAACGCCAGUUGCGUUCGCCAUUUCUUGGUUUGUAACGUGCCUCCUCAGAUUGGUCGAAAAGGCACUCAUGCACUGACCCAGAAUGAGCUUCUUAACGAGAAUUUGGUCCGACAGAUUUUGGCUCGAGAGUCAGGAGUUCUCUCCGAGCAGAGGAUCCGAGUUCCAAGGGAAAUUCCAUCCCUUCCCAGAGAGAUUGAUGACAGAUAUAUCUCAUUUAUGAGAGGCCAUACAUUUGAGAUCUUUUCAGACACCGACAUUUCAACCCCGGGAAUGUUUGAAUAUUCCUCAAAAUACCGAGAGAAAAGACUGUUGGCGCACGAUCAGGACGAUUCUUGGGUAUAUGAAGGCAACGACGAGAAUUCGGAUGAGGGGGAUGAUUCGGAUGAUUGGGAGUACUUUGACGAGAAAGAGGCCGACUUGGCUGAAGCAAACAAACCCGAGUACUUGAAGAUCGAUCGAGGACAUGAAGUCAUAAAUGAAAAGGAGAAGCUUUUAAUAUUCACCACUGGGUCUUUGGUUCAAGUUCCCCAUCAAGUAGGGAUUAAGAAGAUGUCUUGCGUUCGAUUCAGAGAACAUAUGGACCUCUCUCAAAGUUUGAAGAACUGCACGGAGAAAAGCGGAAGGAACCAAAGAGCCCUUCGACCAGGCCAUGAGCCCCUGGAUGAGCCUGAUACCGUGGAUUGGUCUGAUUAUCCCAAGGUCUCGCAUAUGUUCGAUCACAUCGAUGUGAUCCUUGAUUUUCCGGGUCGAGUGGUGGGUCUGGCCACUUCACCUGAUUCCAGAUUCCUCUAUGUCAGCUAUCGUGCCUGGCCAAAGGACUUCGUCAUCAAAUCUCACCGAGAUAAUCCCCCGUUGGCAUCAGAGGCGUUUUGCUCCGUGAUGGACUUGGAAACGUUCGACGAGGUCGGAACUUUGCACACGCCCGUUCAUUGCUUCACUUCCAAUAGCCGAGUCAAGGCCAUGGGGAACCCUGACGUGGGGAGAGAUUUAAUUGCCGUGCCCCUGGGCACCGAGCAUGCCGGGCUCUUUGAUCGAUUCUACGGAGUUCAGUUAGGGGAGUUUUCUCACUCGGACGUGAUCAAUCACGUGAGUCUCGAACCAACUCGGGGACAAAUGGCCGUCUCCGUUGGGGAUGACAUGAAGGUGCAACUUUGGAAAUCUCGAGAAAUGAUGGCCCAAAAACGGAGAAGGAUGGGGAAACCUCAAAUAUGAAGAAUUAGAGCCUUACUCCCCAGAGAAAGCUCUAGUUCGAUGUCGAAUAAAGGAGAAGCCCAUCAAAUUAAUUUCUUCCUGUUCCCAUCACACUAAUGACUGAGACUGACAUCGAGAUUAGAGCGAUAGAAAUCUGACCCCACAAGUGGGCACACUUUCAAGGCUGAAUAAAGCAUUGCUGUCUUAUUCGUCUCAUUGAGGCACUUUCAAUGACACCAGUUCCUCGUCCCAUGCUCAAGGAUGCUUUGGCGGUGGUAAAAAAGUGAUCCAUGUCUUGGAAGCCCACUGCAUGACUUCCAUCAGCAAGAAAUAGUCGUGGAUGUUCCCGUUCUUGCAAAUCCUUGCGUGACAUUCGUUCCACUCGCAUCAUCAGGGUUAACUGGCACUCAAAGUAAUGGCGACACUUGGCUAUCUGCAAUCCAAGAAUUUAUGGGG